Messenger RNA from Physcomitrium patens, 2754 nucleotides. Its product is annotated as putative polygalacturonase. The record is from RefSeq and is a predicted model, not a curated record. Gene Ontology annotation, biological process: carbohydrate metabolic process. Gene Ontology annotation, molecular function: polygalacturonase activity. Lineage: Eukaryota; Viridiplantae; Streptophyta; Bryopsida; Funariales; Funariaceae.
CAUGUGCACACUUUUGCAGAUUCGCGGUCGUCCCUGGGGCUUUGAAAGAGCUAAUUCGAUUCGGCAUCUUAAUGAUUGCAAUUAGACGACUGGAGCGAUGUUUCAGGUCGACCUUGGCGGCGGAUCGAUUCGCUUUGGAGGAUUGAAUUGCAAUUUGAUGCCCGAAGCUUUUGUUCGAGGGCCUGGAGCGUUGCGCCGACAUGCAGGUGCGGUCUUCCUCUUUGGACUCCGACGUCGUACCGGGCCUUUUGUGCAAUCGCGGAGUCACGACCCUUCGAGUGGGAUUUACGAGGCUGUGCAAGUGCACCUGGCAUCGGGGUCUUACAAACGCACCAUCCUCGUGCAGAAAGGUUUCUAGAAACCCUUCAUUGAAGAUUUUCAUGGCUCUAUGCUCAUGAGACGACGUGAUACUGAACGUGUGGCAUGCAUCGAAGACAGAUCAGAGUUCGAUUGCAUGGAUGGGCAUGGCUACAGACCUCAUGCAUACGAUCAUCUUCCGAUUUUGACACUGUGCCGAUCUUAAUACCGAAGGGUGCCAGACUAUCUGGAAUUGGGAUUGACCUAACGGAUGAUUUUUUGUUUUGAAACUUUGUACCGGAAGGAAGUGUCUUUGGCAUAACUCCCUGAUUUUACACCAACAGCAGACUAGCAAGCCCUAAUUUAAGGGGUUCUCAUAACAUGCUCCAAACUCCAUGUCUAGACUCUUCUCUUUCGGAUGCUUGCGCUGUACAAUAUUUCCGUGCUUUAGGUUCGUGCGCUGUAGAUGUUUGCGUAUCCAAACUCUUGAAUUAGAUAGGAAUGCCUUCUUGUUGUUUAUUGUGAGUACAAUUUUGAUAUACCCAUCAAUUGCAGCUGGAGACGGUUCUUGUGAACGAUUUUUCCUCUGAUCAAGAAGUGCGGAGAAGCAGACACGUUGCUGCCAAGGCACAAGGUGUGCUAUUUCUGAGUUGUUUAGGAAGACCCUGCAAGUCGAGCUUCGUGAUUGUCACAAAACGGCAAAAACUCCUCGAGCGGUCCACAUGGAGGAACACCACAAUGAAUCACCGUAGGUCGAUUGUCGUUCCCGAAGUUAAUGACGACCAUCACGAAGAUUUCUAUCCGCAAUGCCUUCUGGAUGUCCUGGGCUUUAUCGUUCUCGUUGGUUUUCUUCUGGCAAGUGAAUUACAGGAACCGCCAUGGCCUACCUCCACCUCCACCAAUCCCCAACCUUCGCCCUCAUGUCUUUAAUCUGACAGACUUUGGAGCUGUAGGUGAUGGUUACAGUGUCAACACCCGAUGCUUUGAAGACGCCAUCGCGGCAAUCAAGGAGAGGGCCAGUGAUGGGGGAGCACAGCUUAUUGUUGGCCCUGGACGCUGGCUAACAGCUCCAUUUAACGUUACCAGCCACAUGACCCUCUUUCUGUCUCGGGGUGCCACUAUAGUCGCCAUCCAGGACGCAGGGUUGUGGCCGAUUCUUCCCGCACUGCCCUCCUACGGCCGGGGCCGUGAGCUGCCAGGUCUUCGCUACAGCAGUCUCAUCCACGGACAACACGUGGAAGAUUUUGUUCUAACUGGUCACAAUGGAAGCAUAGAUGGACAGGGUGGUUGGUGGUGGGAGCAACACAAACAGAAAAGACUGCGCUACACAAGGGGAAGGCUUGUAGAGCUCAUGUGGUCCACCAACAUUGUAAUCUCGGACGUGACUCUUCAAAAUUCGCCAUUCUGGCAUUUGCACCCUUACGACUGCACCAAUGUCACCAUCAGCGGCGUGACUAUUCUGGCUCCUCUCGAUGCUCCCAACACCGACGGGAUUGACCCUGAUUCUUGCAAAAACGUGCUGGUGGAAAACUGCUACAUCAGUGUGGGAGAUGACGCUGUUGCAGUCAAAAGUGGAUGGGACAAGUAUGGGAUUGAGUACAAUCGACCUUGUGUCAACGUCACUAUUCGAAAUGUUAUUGCUCGUUCGCAGAUCAGUGCAGGGAUUUCUAUAGGAAGUGAGAUGUCAGGAGGAGUUGAGCAAGUACUAGUUGAAGACGUCUAUAUUUGGGGUUCAAGACGAGGCAUUCGCAUCAAAACAUCCCCAGGGCGCGGGGGGUACGUGAAAAACAUAUUGUACAAGAACUUGACGCUGAUUGAUGUUAGGGUGGGGAUUGUGGUCAAGACCGACUACGGUGAGCAUCCAGACUUAGAUUUUGACCCUAAAGCUCUCCCUGUUGUUGCCAACAUUUCUUUUGAUGGCGUCUACGGAAGCUCAGUGCGUUACCCCGUGCGAAUGUUCGGCAGCAAGGAAGUGCCUAUCACAGGGAUCGACAUACGCAAUAUGAAUGUGGGACUGACAAGGAAGAAGAGGAACGUAUUCACAUGCGACUUUCUUCAGGGGAGAGUAGUGGGUAAGGUGUUUCCAAGCCCUUGCAAAGCCUUGAUUCGGGAAGAGGCGUCGCAGACUGCAACUGGUAUUUCCACUACAUUCGAGUAGAACCUUAACAGAGAUCAUUGCCGAGGAAACUAUUUGGGCUAUACGCAGAGUUUUGGCCACGGGCAGCAAUUGCAAUAUUAUCAAUCCGAUGAAUCUUUACAUGAAAUUUGGUGCAAGUUUUUGACAACCAUUUGUGUACUCUCAUAGCGUCACUUAGCAGUUGUCUUCUCUUGGAGAUUGUUUGGGUAUUCUCAGAGCAUUAUAUGUUUUACAAUAUGAACCUCGAUUGUCAGCCGGUGAGGAAGGGUGAUAAAGUGUUCAAAUUGCAGCUUAAUGGACAGGAUAUGAAUUCCACUGCA